Molecule: messenger RNA, 1362 nt
Organism: Microplitis demolitor
Lineage: Eukaryota; Metazoa; Arthropoda; Insecta; Hymenoptera; Braconidae
Exons: 9
Coding region: 40-996 (318 amino acids)
Source: RefSeq, a predicted model, not a curated record
GUUCAUUUAUAUUUUCAUUCGACUUCCAAGAUAGAUCGUAUGAAAAUGGCGAACCCGUCCACCAAUACUCACACAAAUAAACCCACAAUGAUACCAUCCGAGACAUUUCUUGACAUACAUGAAGGGGAUAAGCUGACUAUUGAAGGUACCAGUGUCAAAGACAUGAAAUUAUACACUGAUCUAGAUCAUCCUGAAAGAGCUUCUCGGAGAAUUGAAUCAGUAGGAUUAGGUGAAAAUUCAUAUACUCGGGGUUUCACAAUACCAUCGGUUGCUAUUGGUGAUAGUGGAUGGUACGGUUGCGCAAACAAGGAUGUAAAAGUUGAUACAAGUCAACACGAUCAACCGGAUGUCGCUUGGAUAUACGUGAACAUAAAGUCUAAAAAACCUUUGAUGGAACCGGAUGAUAACAUCUCAUUAAUUGAAGGUGACCGAUUGUUCAUUAAAUGUCAAUGUAGUCAACAAAUGUUUUUUUACACUAAUUUAAAUCACUCAGAAAAAGCAACUGAAAGUAUUGAAGAAGAAACAAAAGUAAAUGAGGAUUUGUAUACACGAACUCUUGAAAAAAAAUCAGUUGUUCCAGAAGAUAGUGGAUGGUACGGUUGUGCAGCCAAUGGCGUCAUAGUUGAUGAAGAGAGAUUCGAUCAACUGGAAGUCAAAUGGAUUUACGUUAGCGUUAAACCUAAAAAACCACCAAUGGAGCCUCCGGGACCAGUUCUUAAUCUAAAUGAAGGCGACGAAUUGCAUCUUAAAUGUCGAAGUUAUCAAAAAAUGACUUUUUACAUGGUCUUAGAUAAUCCUGACCAAGGAUCUGAAGCUUGUCAAGAAGGUACUGCAAUCUUUGAGGGUGCACAUACACUAGCUUUAAAAAAAAAAUCAGUAGUCCAGGGUGACAGUGGAUGGUAUGGAUGCGCAUACAGUGACGUAAAAGUUGAUACAAGUAAUCGUAAUCAGCCGGAAGUUAAUUGGAUUAACGUUAUUGUUAAACCAAAAGCUUAAUUCGAUUUCAUAAAUAUAAACAAGAUGAAAGUUUUUACGAAUCGAAAUAAUUCCCUCGGAGGAGAUAUUAAGUUGGAAAUAUUGACAGUUUACAAAGCGAUGGUAUUAUAUUGAUGGAUGUGAGUUUGAAGGACACUGAGAAAACAACAGUUUUAACAUCGCCUAAAGAUUACAGAAAUAAUAGAUACUAAUUCUGUUUGUAUUAAUGAUUAAUUUUAAAAAAUUACAAAAUAUUUUUUAUGAUAGUAUAGAAUUAAUAAUUUUUUUUUAGUAUGAAGUGUAUUUAUAACAAGACUAGUACUUAGAGUAUUAAGAAAUACAUGUAUACAAAUUUAUUUUAUAAUUGUUAAUUUUUAAUGCAAUAAA